ACGCGCAGGUACGCGUCUUAGCGACUUCCUGAUGACUGAUGAAGGAUUGUCAGUGAGCUAAUGUGUUUUUGUUGUUUAGUUUUGCAGUUUGCUGCUUCAUGGCCAUUGUUUGAGAAGUGAAACGUCUAACAUCGUAAAUAAUAGGCUUCAAAGUCCAACGGACUAUAUCGAAGACGGAGGACAUUGAUCUGAAAUUAACCUGGUGAUGUGUGCUGUGAAUCAUAAUUAGUAUAGAGUUAUCGUGAAUCGAGUCGCUCGUUCACACUGUAUAUUGACACAAAUGCUAAGUGACCAAAUAGACGGAUAAACGCCGCAAUGCAACACCAAAAUAUUUAUUCAGUAACUGUUACGUAAUGAACGUCAAAUGUGAUGGCAAAGAGUACACACAAGAAGAAGGAGGUAAAGAGUUGGGCACAUCGGAUAAGAGAGAUAGUAAUUCUUCCAUUGCAGCUAAUAGAGGAAAAUCCACCUAUAACUGUGAAAGGUGGUGCUGACGUUGGCCAGUUUGUGUGGGUAGCAGACGUUAAGCAAGAUAGGCUUCAUUACCACUCAGGCAAGCUGCAUCCAGAUGACCUGCUGCUAGAAGUGAAUGAGCAGAAGGUUCCUGGACUUACCCAGGCUGACACUCUCAACUGGAUUCAGCUCUGCAUCACGGGAAAGAGCCCAGCUAUAUUCAAAGUUGUCAAGCCUUCAGGUUUGCUAAACAAGGACCUGAGACAGUAUCUGAGCAUAAGUUUUCCGAAAGGAUGUAUGGACCAUGAUCAACAGCAGACCAUAAGGGAAAAUGUCUACUUGCGGACCGUACCAUGCACAACUAGACCACCAAGGCCAGAGGAGACACAUGGCCAAGACUACAUCUUUCUGUCUGUUGAUGAGUUUAUGGCCCUGGAGAAAUCUGGCAACCUCUUAGAAAGUGGCAUUUACGACGGUAACUACUAUGGCACUCCGAGGCCACCCCGUGAGCCGCUAAGCAUCGUUCCCAACACAGCUUCCUCUGUCGCUAAGCAUAGCACGCCGUCGACUGACAUAAUCCUACCGGGGAAAACCCCGUCCAGCAAAGGGAAGCGCCAGCGAAACCGCUCCAGUGUAGAGGCGAUAAAGUACGGGCAGGAAGCAGUGCCCUCUGGUGCCAGCAUUGAAAUGGCCGGUCAGCCUGGCGGUAGCAACAGCCCUGAUUGGCCGUCGGAGGAAGAAUUGGGAGAGUUGCCGAGUAACUGGGAGAGAUCCUACACGGAGACUGGGGAAGUGUACUUCAUAGACCACAACACAGGUACAACACACUGGCUGGACCCACGCCAUGCUAAGAUGAGAAAGAAGCCAGAGGAGUGUGAUGACCAAGGUGUGUACGUGCAGUCACUAGAAUUGCCGUAUGGUUGGGAGAAAGUGAUCGAUCCGACGUUCGGCGAAUACUACAUAGACCACAUUAACCGCAGGACUCAGUACGAGAACCCCGUGCAGCAGGCAAAGACCGACAGCUACCAGAAGUCUCCCUCCUCCUCCACGCUCCCGCGCGCAAAGAAGACGCAGGGCAGCGAUGACGAGGGGGCGCCACCGAGGAGGGCACAGAGCGUGAGCGCCGUCAACGGUCCAGCGUCGCCGCGCGUGUUCUUCACGCGUGACCCGGCUGAGCUGCAGGGCGAGAUGAUCAACACCAGCCUCGUGAAGAGCUCGCGCGGGUUUGGCUUCACGAUCGUCGGUGGCGACGAGCAGAACGACGAAUUCCUGCAGAUCAAGAACGUCGUUCCCGACGGGCCGGCCGACAUCGACGGCAAGCUGAGAACAGGUGACGUGCUGGUCUACCUGGACGACCACUGCGUGCUCGGAUUCACCCACACCGACGUCGUCUCCAUCUUCAAGACGAUCGCGGUCAACCAGAGCAUCCACCUGAUGGCGUGCCGCGGAUACUCGCUGCCCUUUGACCCGAGCGAUCCGAACACGGAGAUCGUUACGACUGUCGCCGUGACGUCGUCGAAGUCGCCAGCCGACGCUGGUCAUCGCCGCGUGAACGGUGGCGCCCCCUUGACGCCGCCCACCGCCGCAGCACCGCCAGAGUUCCUCAACAUGUACAUCCGCAAGGGUGAGAUGGGAUUCGGUUUCACGAUUGCCGACAGUGCGUAUGGCCAGAAGGUGAAGAAGAUCAUAGACCGGGCGCGCUGCCGCGACCUUGAGGAGGGCGACAUUCUCGUGCAGAUCGGCAGCGUGGACGUGCGCGACGGCUCGCACGCGGACGUCGUGCACGCGCUCAAGGCCUGCCCGAAGAACCACGAGUCCCUCAUCGUCGUGCAGCGCCGCCUACCCGCCGCCGCCGCGCUCACCCCGGCCACGCCCCCUCCUAACGGCUUCUCGACGCCGAAGACCGACAGCCUGCUAGAGGGCGCUCACGGACCGGGGACUCCGUCGCGCACGCACGAGGCGCGCCCGGGUGUGCGGGCAGCGGCCGACGACAGCGGCGGUAAGAGGGGGUACGCGGCGGCGGCGGCGGCGGACGAGGGGAGGAAGCAGUCGGAGUACGGAGCCGGGUACGCGGCGGACGACCCGCAGCGGCUGUCGUCGACCGCUACGCCGACGAAUGACUUCAACACGCGAGACUUUGUGCCGGCGUCUUACUACACGGAGACGCCACCCAGGGGCAGCCAGCAGAUGUCACGCAGCUACGAACUGCCGCCUGACCAGCAUCCCUACAGCUCCUCCCUGUCGCCACACAACCCCGACUACGGUAUCCACGGCAACGGCCGGCAGCAGUCGCCGGGGCCGAGCCCUUCGCUGAACGGGCAGUCGGGAGCGAGCUCGCUGUACACGACCAGUCCCAGCCACCAGCCAGUGCACUCCACCUACUUCAACAGUCAGUCGUCAUACGAGCACGAGCCGGGGCCAGGCGGCGGCGGCGGAAGCGGAAGUUACGAGGGCCGGGAAUCGUGUGGCGAUUACGACGAGUACAGCGUGACGCUGCAUCGCAUGGAGACAGGGUUUGGUUUCCGCAUCGUGGGCGGCGUGGAGGAAGGCUCGCAGGUUGCCGUAGGAACGAUUGUGCCCGGUGGUGCUGCGGAUAUUCAUGGGAGGCUGAGGAUGGGUGAUGAGAUUCUGUAUGUGGAUGGACACAGCGUUGCCGGAGCGUCGCAUCACACUGUUGUUCAGCUGAUGGGAAAUGCAUCCAAUGCAGGCCGAGUCACUGUUACCGUCAGACGAAGAAAGCCAGAUGCUGACGUGGAGGUGGACUACCCGUACGACGUGACGGUCGUGCGACGUGACAACGAGGGAUUCGGAUUCGUCAUCAUCUCCUCUGUCGUCCAUCAUGGCUCCACCAUAGGUCGGUUGAUAGAGGGCAGCCCUGCAGAGCGUUGCGGACGGCUGGGAUUGGGCGACCGAAUAUUGGCUGUCAACGGCGUCAACAUUGUCAAUCUGCAGCACGGUGACGUCGUCAAACUGAUCAAGGACUCGGGACUGCGGGUGACGCUCACUGUGGGGGCGCCGCUGGCCGACGACGAAUGUCACACGAGCAACAUGAUACAGCAGCCUUCUCCCCACCAGGAGGCGCCUCCCCCGAUGAAGCCGGCGCGCUCGCACUCCCCGGCGUCGCGCUCACCGCCGCCGCCGCCGCCGCCGCCCGCCGCCGCCGACCAGUACCACGCCGUCGAGCUGCGACGCGGCACGCGCGGAUUCGGUUUCAGCAUCCGUGGCGGCGCUGAGUUUGGCAACAUGCCGCUGUUUGUCCUGCGCAUCGCUGACAGCGGGCCGGCGCAUGCCGACGGACGGAUAAAGGUUGGGGAUGAGAUUAUCGAGAUCAACUCGCACAACACGAAGGGUAUGAGUCACGCUCAGGCGAUCGAGCUCAUCAAGCAGGGAGGACAGCUGGUGAGGCUGCUGGUACGGCGCACCGGUGUCGUCCCGCCCGCCCUCGAGCAAGGACUUCCCUCUCCACUGGACGCAAGGUUGUCCUCGCAAGCUGGACCGCUCAGCCACAGCUCCCCCAACAUUGCCAAAGGUGGGAGCCAGGACAACUACCCCCAGGACGCUUCACGCGGCCACCACCAGCAGCCCAUGGUGGAGCAGUUCCAGCAGAUGAACGUCGGCGGCGGCGGCGACAGUGGCGGACAUCUACCGUCCUCGCAUACGUACCCCGACGCACAGGGCAGGAUGUGGCUGAACGACGGCAGUGCCUACCCGCGGCACGAUGAGCCUGACAGCUACCCGCAGUACGCCGACGCCGCCCGCUACCCUCACCACCCUCACGCUGACACCGACGCGGACCACUACCCGCAGCGGCCGUACGUGCAGCACGGUGCGGCCGAUGCCGCCGGCAGGUACCGCGGUCAGGCGACCGACGGCAGCAGUCAGCAGGCGGGCGAUGCGCGCUCGCCGCCCUACAGGGGCCAGAUGGGGUACGUGUACAACGAGAACCUGGCGAACGAGCAGCGCACGCAUGGCCGCGCCCCCGUGCGGCAGAGUCGGCCGGAGCAGCACGGCAGCCCGCUGGACGCGCCGCACGAUGGCUACCGCCACCAGGUGGCGCACGCGUACAACGGCGAGCAGGGCGGCGGCACGAUGCAGGCGGAAUAUGCGGCACCUCCCUACGCGCAUUCGGGCGUCGACGCCGAUUUCCCCCCUGCACAUUACCAGUACAGACCGACAGGCAGGGCCGUGCCCAGCUACGGGACAUAGCCAGGAGUCUGUGUACAAUAACAUCAUUGUCCCAUCACUGCAAAGCUAAAGAUGAGACCACCAGGCCGUCAUAUUGGCGAGCAGGAAUCUGUUUUAAGCGUAUUAAUUUAAUGAAGUGCGUUUAAUUAAACAGUGUCCAACUUCCUCUGCUUAGAUCUCUACCUUUGUGCCAAUCAAUAUGUUGGCCAAGUGACGUCACAUAAUUCCCAUAGUGCACUAUCCAUUUCUAAGAUAUAGAUCAUGUAUAGUAGCGGCGAUGUGGUGCGAAGAUGUUCACCUCUGUUGGGGAGUGGCGUUGUGCAGCGCCUGUUGGGAAGCAUACGCCUGCAUCCACGGCGGACCUGAUCUCUGAGGCAUCGUGUUGCAAGUGAUCGUUUCUGUUUGUUUUACCCCGGCAGUGGUCGUGGAUAUGUGUGUGUAGUUGAUUGGUUUAGAAUCUGAGGGUGACUUCACUGACUGAGUCAUGUAAAGACCAUCUCGUUCCUUUAGGAAAAACUAGAACUCUAUGCAGUGUCAUCCUGUAAAGCAUUUCAUUAAUAAAUUACAGCUAAAAUUUGAUGUUACGUUCAAGUCAGAAGAGCUGUGUGCUAGUUUUUGGGAAGUUCCAGUCAGUUCCAAUAGUACUGUGCAAUUGUUUAAUGUAUAUCUGAAGCCAGAAGUCCAGCUAGUGCUAAUUCUAUUCUUGUUUUUACAGUAAAUCUAAAGGUUGUGACUAAACAUUCCCCUUGUAAAUACGUGUGAAAUUAACUGGAGUGAAAGAGAAAAAUGUAUAUUUUUAAUGACUGCAUAUCAACUUUUAAUUAAUAAUCAUUGUUUAACUGUAAUCUGUGUGUAUAGUCGUUUAUGGUCGUUUUUUAGUGUAGCUCGGCAGCUAAUUAUUAUUCCCCAUGUCGAUUUUUUUUAAAUCUGAGUUGUGGCAUAAUCGAAUGUGGAUGCUAUGCAAUGUCUGCACAUGGCUUUUAAUUCUGCUCAAGCGUUCACUGCAGCAAUCGUGGAAUAUUGCUUGUUAUCCUCCUGUGUGUGUUUUCCGAGUGGCAGAUAAUUAAGGUGAUUCAAUGUUACGUUAACAAGAAUUGGCACAGCAUUCCAAUCGUAAGACUGCAAGUUAUGUGCGUUGUUAUUCCCUUUGUGAAGUAUAACGGUAAGUGAUCGGCGACAUCAAAGCAGACGUAAAAAUACGAUGCUAGGGAGAAAUAAAUUUGCCUUUUAAUUACAAUGUAACUGUGAAGUUGUGUUGCGUUUUAAAACAUUCCAAUUGAAGCAACCGUUUACCGUGCAUCAUUUUAAUGGCAUGAUUCAACUCGUGCAUCCCGCCGUAGACGAUUUGAUAUUUUGAGUGUAUAUUAUGAAUAUAGAAUUUAGGCAGUUAAUAACUGACAGCUUUAAAAAUUGGUCAGUAACUAAACACAGGUUCAUGGUUGUGUCAUCCAAUAAUAUAUAACUGUGAUUUUAAACUGUAAAUAUCCCGUUAUAUCUUGUAGCCACCUCCUUUAUCACAGACAAAUAACAGAAGAAACAAGAUUCAGAAAACUUUCGGCAUGAAUUAUAUACUUUUGCGUGUAAAGUUGUGAUUGUAAAGUAAAUAUUCUACUUUAUUAAGUAUUUUCAGUUACAAUAUGCAAAUAGCAGUUUGCAAAUCAUGCUAAUUGUCAAGUGUAAUUAAUAAUUAUGUACAUGUAUCUAUCAUGAAAUGGCAGUGCUAUGUUGAAUAUAGAUGAUAGUCUUGGUAUAUUUUUCACUCAUAUAUUGCCUUUUAAGAUGUUGAAACAAUAAAUACCUUUUCUAUAGCA
Messenger RNA from Priapulus caudatus, 6449 nucleotides. Its product is annotated as membrane-associated guanylate kinase, WW and PDZ domain-containing protein 2-like. The record is from RefSeq and is a predicted model, not a curated record. Bases 370 to 4659 code for a protein of 1429 amino acids. The transcript is spliced from 19 exons. NCBI's taxonomy places the organism in Eukaryota, Metazoa, Priapulida, Priapulimorpha, Priapulimorphida, Priapulidae. Gene Ontology annotation, cellular component: cytoplasm. Gene Ontology annotation, biological process: signal transduction. Gene Ontology annotation, molecular function: protein binding.